Messenger RNA from Linepithema humile (Argentine ant), 1713 nucleotides. It is a transcript of the gene Septin4, whose product is annotated as septin 4. Gene Ontology annotation, molecular function: GTP binding; GTPase activity; molecular adaptor activity. Gene Ontology annotation, cellular component: cell division site; synaptic vesicle; septin complex. The record is from RefSeq and is a predicted model, not a curated record. Gene Ontology annotation, biological process: cytoskeleton-dependent cytokinesis; regulation of exocytosis; intracellular protein localization. NCBI's taxonomy places the organism in Eukaryota, Metazoa, Arthropoda, Insecta, Hymenoptera, Formicidae.
CCGCGACCCUGUUUGCUAAUGCACGCAGAGCAAUCAACGAAAUGUCUGACAAACGCAACCAGUGUUGAGCGAUUAUUUCCGCUCUUCCGCCUGUACAACCGUUAAAGAAGACGGCGAGCGCUGAUAAUGUUGCUAUUUAUUCUACACGCGCCGUGCACGCCCGGCUCGGCUUAUAACCUCUUCAGCGUGCGCGCCCCGGAGUGCAUUCGUAGGAGCACGGGCAACUUAUUGAUCGCCGGUCGACAGUGCGCCAGCGCAAGUCGACCGGCCGAACAGAAGCAUUCACGAGCCGCCCUCGGCCUUAGUGCGUUUGCCCGACGUGUCCGGCGGCCGCUGUGUUAUGCUCGUCGUCACGCCGAAGCGUCCUUAGAUGCUGCCAUUAUGUCCGGUGACAGGGAUUAUAUCGGCUUCGCGACACUGCCGGAGCAAGUGCACCGAAAAUCGGUGAAGAGGGGGUUCGAGUUCACCCUGAUGGUAUUGGGUGAGACCGGUCUUGGCAAGUCGACGCUGAUAAAUAGCCUCUUCCUCGGGGACCUGUACAAAGACCGGCGAAUCCCGGAUGCGGCAGAACGCGUGGCUAAGACCACCUCUAUCGAGAAGAAGACAAUGGAUAUAGAAGAGCGCGGCGUUCGGCUCCGCUUAACGAUCGUAGACACGCCAGGAUUCGGCGAUGCAGUAAAUUGUGAGGAUACAUGGAAGGCAUGCUCGGCUUACAUCGACGAGCAGUUUCGUCAAUAUUUCACGGACGAAAGCGGAUUAAAUAGGAAAAAUAUCCAAGACAAUAGAGUACACUGUUGCCUAUACUUUAUACCACCGUACGGACACGGCCUCCGACAACUUGAUCUCGAGGUAUUAAGGCGUUUACAUCGAAAAGUUAAUGUCGUUCCUGUGAUAGCGAAGGCAGAUACUUUAACUACUCACGAGGUGAAAAAGCUGAAGGAACGCAUUUUGGCAGAUAUCGAAGAACACGAAAUCCAGAUAUACCAAUUCCCGGAUUGCGACAGCGACGAGGACGAGGAGUUCAAGCAGCAAGAUAAGGAGUUGAAAGCCUGUAUACCGUUCGCGGUCGUCGGAAGUUCGACGGUGCUGGAGGUUGCCGGGAGAAAAGUUCGCGGCCGGCAAUAUCCGUGGGGCGUAGUGGAAGUCGAGAACCCGAAGCACAGUGACUUCGUCAAACUAAGGACGAUGCUAAUAUCGACGCACAUGCAGGAUCUAAAGGACGUUACGCAAGACGUUCACUACGAGAAUUUUCGAGCCCAAUGUAUUUCACAAAUUUCGCAGCAAGCGAUCCGGGAACGGAGGUAUUUACGCAUUAAACUAAAAAGAGAUUCUGGACCACAUUUCGAGAACAGUAUUUCUGACACGGACAGACUCCUUUUGCAGAAGGACGAAGAGAUACGAAGGAUGCAAGAUAUCCUGGCGCAAAUGCAAGAAAAGCUCAAAGCAACCGGUCAAGUCGGCGGUGGUGGCGGAUUGAGAGGCCGUGUGGGCAGUCUCGGCAAUGAUUUGGAUUCCGCGGAUGUGGAAAAAAAACGGAACAGUAUUAUAGACGUGUGAAGCGUAGAUUAUUUUUGAAACAUAUUCAAAAUAGAAAUUUUUACUCCCGUGAGGUCUGUACAUUUCGUUCAAUUUUGGUCUCUCUUAAUAUAUUAUGUAGAGCAUAGAAUUUUCGAAUUUUAAAUUAUCGAUUAUGUCGCUAUGAAUUUAUGAUCG